GCGGGAGUCGGCUGCUAAGGACGCAUUUAUCCUGCGGGCCUCGCAAACGUCCUUCUCGAUGGAAGCGUACUCAGCCCUCCAGGACUUCCACGCACGAUUGAAGGCCCUUGUGAUGGAAGAUAAACUGUAUUCGCCCGAGUCUCGCUACUACAAACUCAUUUCUACCGGUGAAGACGACGCAGGCGAGACUCCACACCUGAUCGCUAUCGACGUCACGGCGUUUUCUCAGGAUAAUGGAGUACCGAGAGUACAAGAAAGUGGCCAGGCAUCGCAACUGGAGGCAGACGUGCAGUUGAACGUGCUGCAUCUGCAAUGGACCCCGUCGUCUGUGGCGCUGUUCUACCGCAUCAUACCCGCGUACGCAUCUGCAAUUCAGUCUCAUGACUAUGAUCUCCCGUCUGAAGAUGCCACACCGCCGCGAAGUUUGCCAGCAGAGAAGGAAUCUACAAAGGAGUCACCCCCCCGGUGGUGACCAUGAGAUGGAGGCUGCUGCGUUAACCAGUCUGCGCUCUAGAGGAAAGCCGCUCGUUAUAAUACUCGC
Messenger RNA from Phytophthora sojae, 541 nucleotides. RefSeq lists its product as hypothetical. Lineage: Eukaryota; Oomycota; Peronosporomycetes; Peronosporales; Peronosporaceae. The coding region runs from base 59 to 472 and encodes 137 amino acids. The transcript has a single exon. The record is from RefSeq and is a predicted model, not a curated record.